GUAUGUACCAGCACCGCCGCCCAGUCGAGUUGCCCGGCUCUCAGCCGGAGCAUCCCGGGGAAAUGCUGCAGGCGAGGCGGGCAGCGGCGGCGGGCGCUCGGCGUACGCUCCGCCGGUGAAACCCGGGGUGGGGGCACGGUGCAGCCGGGUUCCCCUUAAACCUCCCCCCCGGGGGUUGCGGGCUGGAAAGCAGAGGGAGGAGAAAGUAAAAGAGAGCAUUGAGAAAGCAUGGCUGAGCUCGGAACAGCUACCAUCACCACCAGGAUUAAAAAGCUGCUGCGCUCACCUUCCCUCAAACUGCGAAGGAGCAAACACCAGGCUGCGGGCAGGAAUAUCACUGACAAGGUGACUCUGGAGAAGGUGCUGGGCAUCACGGUCUCUGGAAGCAGUGGUCUUGCAUGUGACUCAAAGACUGGACUUGUAGCCUACCCGUCUGGGUGUGUGGUUGUACUCUUUAAUCCCAAGAAGAACAAGCAGCACCAUAUACUAAAUGGAUCAAGGAAAACCAUCACAGCAGUGGCCUUUUCUCCAGAUGGCAAAUACCUGGUCACGGGUGAGAGUGGGCACAUGCCUGCAGUUCGAAUCUGGGAUGCCAAUGAAAGAACGCAGGUCGCAGAGCUCCAAGAACACAAGUACGGGGUGGCAUGCGUGGCAUUCUCGCCCAACGCCAAGUACAUCGUCUCCGUCGGAUACCAGCACGAUAUGAUCGUCAAUGUUUGGGCUUGGAAGAAAAAUGUUGUAGUGGCAGCCAAUAAGGUCUCGAGCAAGGUGACAGCUGUGUCAUUCUCUGAGGAUAGCAGCUAUUUUGUCACUGCUGGUAACAGACAUGUCAAGUUCUGGUACCUGGAUGCAUCUAAAGCUUCUAAGGUCAACGCCACGGUGCCUCUCCUGGGCCGCUCAGGCCUGUUGGGCGAGCUGCGCAACAACUUCUUCAGCGAUGUGGCAUGUGGGCGCAGCAGGAAGGCCGACAGUACGUUCUGCAUCACCACCUCGGGCCUCCUCUGUGAGUUCAGCGACAAGAGGCUCCUGGACAAGUGGGUGGAGCUGCGGACUACAAUGGCCAACUGCUUGUCGGUCAGUGAGGACUUUAUCUUCUGCGGCUGUGCUGAUGGGACAGUACGACUUUUUAACCCUGCAAACCUUCACUUCAUCGCCACAAUGCCCAAACCACAUCACCUGGGUAUGGACAUCGCAGCUGCCACAGAGCCCAGCCACCUGUUCUCAACCAGAGCAGAUGCCAAGUACCCAGACACCAUUGCACUGACCUACGACCCCACGAACCGCUGGCUUUCAUGUGUGUACAAUGACCAUAGCCUGUACGUGUGGGAUGUCAAGGACUUUAAGAAGGUCGGGAAGGUAUACUCCGCGCUCUACCAUGCAUCCUGUGUUUGGAGUGUGGAGGUCUACCCGGAAGUGGAGGACAGUAAUCGCGCGUGCCUCCCCCCAGGCUCCUUCAUUACCUGCUCAUCCGACAAUACCCUCCGACUCUGGAACACCGAGGGCUCCAGCACCCAUGGGAGCUCACUGCAUCGUAACAUGAUCAGCAGCGAUUUGCUGAAGGUUCUCUACAUGGACUCCAACAUGUCGACACUGCUGGAUGUGGAGAACAAUUCGGCGGGAGGCUCCGACAAACCGGAUGGCCAGGCUGCCGAGAUGAAGACCGGAAUUCGAACACUAUGUGUGAGCCCCGAUGGACAGCACAUGGCAUCUGGAGACCGGGCUGGAACCCUGAGGGUCCAUGAUCUCCAGCUACUGAAAGAACUCCUUCAAGUGGAGGCCCAUGAUUCGGAGAUCCUGUGUCUCGAAUACUCUAAACCAGAGACUGGUAUGAAGUUGCUGGCAUCUGCCAGCCGAGACCGUCUGAUCCACGUGUUAGAUGCAGAGAAUGAUUACAGUCUGCUCCAAACCCUGGAUGAACAUUCCUCCUCCAUCACUGCUGUCAAGUUUACAGCAAACAGUGGCAGUGUCAGGAUGAUCACCUGUGGAGCAGACAAGAGCAUUUACUUCCGGACAGCUCAGAAGACCGCUGAAGGCACACAGUUCACCCGAACCCACCACGUGGUUCGAAAGACGACGCUGUAUGACAUGGAUGUGGACUCCACCCACAAGUAUGCUGCCAUUGGAUGCCAGGACAGAAGCAUUCGGAUAUUUAACAUCAGCAAUGGGAAACAGAAGAAGCUGUAUAAAGGAUCUCAGGGAGAAGAUGGGACUCUUAUCAAGGUGCAAAUCGAUCCCUCCGGCCUCUUCAUUGCAACCAGCUGCUCUGAUAAGAACCUCUCCAUCUUUGACUUCUACACGGGCGAGUGUGUUGCCACGAUGUUUGGCCAUUCUGAGGUGGUGACAGGAAUGAAAUUCACCAAUGACUGUAAACAUCUCAUCUCUGUGUCAGGAGACAGCUGUAUAUUCAUCUGGAGGCUGAGCUCGGAGCUGACAAUUAACAUGCGGCAGAGGCUGGCAGAGAUCAAGCAGAAGGAGAAGAAGCAAAUGAAGACACCCCCGCAAAAGCAUUCCAGCCCGAACAGGCGGCAAACAUUCGAUGUGGCUGCACAGACAGCUAUGUCCUCUGACAGUGAGAAGGAAGCGGAGGACGAUGGAAAUGAGGAGGACGAAGGACACUGUGAGGGCUCAGCACGCAUCACACCAAAGCGAGGCAUGACCGCGAAUGUGGCGAAUGAUAUCCCCACAAGGAUACAGUAUACCGGGAGCAUGAAGAGUCUGUACCAUUGGGAGAAUAGUAAGGCAGAGGAUGUGGCGAUCAGGUUGGACUCGAUGCACAAUCAUGUCCCUCGUCCCAGGGGCCGCUGGUCCCGUCACGCCAACAACCUGGAGCUGAGUGUGAAGUCGAUGCUGGACCUCCGGAACCUGGACUCCUUCUCCUUCUCCCCGCUGACGGAGUCCGCCCCCAGGGCUGGAACGGCGCUGUCCAGGAGCAGGGUUUCCCAGGAAGCUAGUGACCACGAGCGCCGUGUCCGGAUCAGCAUCGAGACUCUCCUGAGCGACAUAGAGGAGCAAGAGUCGACGGAUGCGCACAAUUUCGUCAGGCCCUGCAGCAUCGCAAUCCCCACGUGUGAGGAGGGCAUAUUCAGUCAGGAGCUGGAGACGCCAGAGGUUGAAGAGCGUACCAUCUACCCAGUGCACACGGGGAGCACUGGUGAGACGGAGGGUGAGUACCAGGUGAAGGAGCUGCAGCAUGGCACCCAGGAAAAGCCUUACCGCAGCCACGGCGUCCCGGAGAAGCACAGUCCCGACAGCGCCUGCUCCGUGGAUUAUUCCAGCAGCCACUUCUCCAGCCCCGAACAUCCACACGAAGACUCGGAGUGUACAGAGCCGCUGAGUGUGGAUGGAAUCUUCUCGGACAUGGAGGAAGAAGAGGAGGAGCUGAGCAGGAGCUUCCCACGUGACACCGCGGUGCCGAGGACACCAGACCAGGAGCAAUUCCUGAAGCAACAUUUCGGGACCCUGGCCGAUGAGAGUAUUGGAGUGAAAUCCGACCACCGACUGGACCACCCGAAGCCUUUGUUUGCAAAAGAGACUGAAGAGCUGCUGAACCCUCGGCUCAGUAUUUCAGCGAGAUUCCUGUCUCAGUCGCUGGCAUCCAGCUUCAGGAACUCUCCAGAUAUUAGUUCCAAGGCCAUCCAGCAGAGUGAGCUCAGAUCCAACCAAGUUACAUUCCCAGGCUCAAACUUAGGACAACAAGGAGGAGAGGUCUUCAAAGUGAAGACUGAAGACAAGAGAGAACUUCAGAAGCAAGAAGAUUUGAAAAUUGACAGGAAUGAUGAUCAGAAACCAGCAGACGAUCUCGCACCAAACUUCGGUUCAGCGUUGAAUUCCGUCCCCGGAAGAACUCCGGUGAAAGCCCCAUUCCGAACAGAUUCCGGAGCUGUUCCUGACAAGUCGGUAUCUGUCCGAGCGAUGUACAGCCAGAGGAAGCGGAACCUGGCUCUGGAAACCCGGAAGGUGUUCACUGGGGGAUCAGUGAAGGUGCAGUCGGUGUCUGCACACCCAAGUCCAGCUGUGUCACCGAAUGCGACCAUGAGAAAAUCCCAGUCUGUCCACGACCUCAUUCAUGAAGUUUACCCAAUGGAUACGGCGUCUAAUGUAACCUCAUCCGAGAAGCUGCACUCUCACUCAUUGACUGGAACUGAGAAAGAUUCCAGGGUCAACCAACGGCGAACUUUGCCCUUAGUCCCCAGUAAAGCGGAUGGCCCAGCAUUGUCGCUGGCGAAGGAUAGCCCUCAGGGAAAGUGCACCAAACAAAAAUCCUACAUGAACCCAACCACCAGUUCAAUGGCCAAAAUGUCACGCAGCGUUUCAAUGGGGGACAGCCUGAACUUCACUGAGAGUGGCGAGGAUCAGUCAAUCACUGAAAAGUAUGUGAGUGGGCAGUGUUUGGAAAUGUCGCCCAGGACUUCACCCCUGGUGACUGUGGAUGUCGUGAACGAAAUCUCUCACAAACAGGAGAUGACCAAACAGAACUGGAAGGAGACUGCCAGCUCCAAGCCAGUCUUGCAGCCAUCAGCAGGUUUGACAGUUUCUUCUGCCAAUGGCUCUCAGGCUAAACUGAGCCUUGGCACUCGGGCGAACCUGUUCCUCGAUCUUCCCAAGCCACUGCCGGACAGACCCUCUUUGACUUCCUUCUCGCCUUCGGUCAAGGUGAAGUCUUGCUGUGAGACUGAACCCUCCAAGUCGCCUGUUUCAGCCAAUGGAGGAACAAAAUGGAGGCAUUCCUGUGGCGAUGGCCAUAGGGACAGCCAAGAGAAAAAGGGCGAUACUGUUUCCAUGCCCAGACAGGAGACCCCUGCUCUACCAGAACACCAGACACAAGGACAGUGCCACCAGGAGUCACAGAUAGGGACAGCUGUUCUAUCUCCCUGUCAGCAAGUGUCUUCUGCCUGGCCUCAUGCUAACUCUGAGUUCAGAGGUACCAGACUUGUUACCGAAGCCUUGGACUAUUUACCCAACAUUCCAAUAUCAAAUGGCCAAACGGUAACUGUUUCUACACCAGCAACACUUCCUUCCGUCUUUCCCAAGACUACAGCAAAGGGACCAGGUCCUUCUGUCAGUGUUCAGAGCUGUAAACUCCUGGCAAAGGAGCUGCAGAGCUGCUUCGAGAGAGCCCUGACUCUUUACCGGACAGUCGCUGAUAACAAAGUCUCGUCAGACGAGAACGACCAAAUGACUGCCAUUCUCUCAGAGGCAUUUUCUUUUGUAAGGAAAGAAUUGGACUGUCUCCAACAGCCAGGACGACAGCCUGGCUCACCUCCCCAGGGGCCAGGCCAGGCGGCCUGUGCCGCUUGCCCGGUGGGUAGCCCCCCGGCGAAGGGCGACUCCUUAGAGGAUGAAAAGACCCUGGCCUUACUUGAGCAGUAUUCCGAACGUUUACUCCAGGCUGUGGAGCGAAGGAUGGAUCAUAAGCAGCCUGGAGGAAAGGGCAGUGCGGGACUGUGAAUAUUACAGCGGCCAAUGUAUUUGUGGGGCUUGCUGUCCCCCUGCACUGAGAACCAUUUUUAAAAAAGACCCACUGGGCCGGGAGAAAUGAAAAUCGUACAACACUACCGAGUUGACCUCAACUCACCUCAUAUUUAACCUGGGAUGGGUUAAGUUUGAUUGGGUCAUUGACUGUGGGAUACCUUUGUUAACCCCGAAUUUUCCUCCGCCUGUAAUACAAGGCUGUCAGGUCGAGUCAGUGGGGAUCUUGCCAUUUUACUGCAGUGCCUGUUCAGGGUGGCCACCUCCGCUUCUGAAGUGGUCAGUGGAAGCCUCGUCUGUUGAACCUGGCGAGCGACAGGCUGGGGUAUUGGCUGGGCAGCGUGGGAGUGCUGGUGGACCACGGGACGGGGAACGUGGAGCGGAGCGGUGGGGUGCACAAGCUCCUCAGGACGACAGACAUGCGGGGGAAACAAACGUGUCAUUUCUUUGGCCCGAUAGAUUGUACUGCAGGAAGGUAGAAGCCAUGUCUCCCCUGUUCAGGGUUCGCCUCCCAAACCCUGUUGCCGGGUCCUCUCACUCAGUACCUUGCGUUCUCUAUAUUUCCUCUUAUUCUUUGACUCCCUGUCACUUCCCUUCUCCAACCGGAUGUGACGCAGGCUCCACCCAGUUAGGGUCUGAAUCUGUCCGGUACAGUGACCAUGAGCAGAUCAUCCUGUUUGUGAAACUAAACCCCUGCAAUGGAGCAACACAGAUACUGACAUUUUUUGGAACUGAGCCUUAGGGACGAAGGUCGGUCCCUUUAAGGGACGAAGGUGGUGUCACAGCCCACUUUGCACUAUGCGUACCCAUCACAAUGUGCAAUACUGUGUGCUUUCCCUAUUGAUUGGACCACAAAUUCCUCCAUUUUCCUCUGUUUGGGAAACUGGAGAGAUAUAACAUUUAGGAAUAUUGUCUUACAAAACAAAAUGUGUUUAUUUUAGAUUACUUACAGUGUGGAAACAGGCCCUUCGGCCCAACAAGUCCACACCGACCCGCCAAAGCGCAACCCACCCAUACCCCUACAUUUACUCCUUACCUAACACUAUGGGCAAUUUAGCAUGGCCAAUUCACCUGACCCGCACAUCUUUGGACUGUGGGAGGAAACCGGAGCACCCAGAGGAAACCCACGCAGACACGAGGAGAACGUGCAAACUCCACACAGUCAGUCGCCUGUGGCGGGAAUUGAACCCAGGUCUCUGGCGCUGUGAGGCAGCAGUGCUAACCACUGUGCCACCGUGCCGCCCACUUUGAGGAGAGUGUGGGGAGGGGGGGGAGAUACAGCUGUGACAAAUGGGAAACGAUGUCCUCCCGCUGAAUAAGUGGCUGCGGAGCCCCUUUUUGCUGUUUGUCCUGUAUGAGCGAAUAGUCGUCUCCCCCUCGAUGGAUCCCCACCGCCCGCCCCCAACUCGCUCCACCUCAGUCAGAACGCCCUCCUCAGAAAUGCUCAACCUUUCCCCCAGACCCUCCCUCAGCCAUUCCCCCACCCCACCCUCAUUCUGAUUCACCUUUCUUCUUUAUUCCCUUAUCAGUGCUGGCCAUCCCUAAUUGCCCAGGGGGCAGUUAAGAGUCAACCACAUUGCUGUGGGUCUGGAGUCACAAUAGGCCAGACUAGGGAAGGAUGACAGAUUUCCUUCCCUGAAGGGCAUUAGUGAACCAGAUGGGGUUUAAUUCCCUCCUGACAAUCAGAAGUGGUUUUGUGGUCUUCAUUAGACUCUUAUUCCCAGACUCCUAUUAAAUUCACAUUCCACCAUCUGCCAUGGCAGGAAUCAGAUCCAGGUCCCCAGACAUCACCCAAGUCUCUGGAUUGAUAGUCUAAUGAUGAUAGGCCUUUACCUACCUUCACAAAUAUACGUUUCUGUACAGGACAAGAAAGUUGAGCAGUGUGAACACAAUGCGAGGCAGAAGGGAGGUUUAAUGCCUCAUUGGAUAAAGCAGCAGAAUGGAAACCCAUUGGUGUUGUGUCGUGGUGGACGUGUGUUGGCUUGCUGCAAUAAGGUCACUGCAAACCCUGUAACACUGUUUGAAUCAGUUCUUUCAGGUUGGAUGUAAUUGUUAAGCCAGUGCUGACAGCCAAACGCAGAAUUCAUUCAGCUGGUUCCAUAUGUCAAUGAAACCACACCCAAGGAAAGUCAGAAUCCCCCCACAUGUUGUGAGAAUUCUCCAGUGUCUGAGUUGACAUUCCAAACUUUGUACAAUAACAUUGGACGGGAAUUUACACACACACUCGCACACACACACUGGACAGGAACUCUAUCUCUCACACACACACACUGGACAGGAACACACACACACUCACGCACGCACAUACUGGACAGGAACACACACACACACACUGGACAGGAACUCUAUCUCUCACACACACACUGGACAGGAACACACACGCACACACAUACUGGACAGGAACACAUACACACACACUCACUGGACAGAAUCACACACUGGACAGGAACAAACACACACACACUCACUGGACAGAAUCACACACUGGACAGGAACAAACACACACACACUCACUGGACAGAAUCACACACUAGACAGGAACUCUGUUUCUCACACACACACAGGACAGAAACUCUGCCUCUCUCUCACACUUACACACACACACAGGACAGAACAGAAAGUCACACUGGACAGGAACUCUGUCUCACACACACACACACAUACAGACAGAGGACGGGAAUUCUCUCACACACUGGACAGGAACUCCCACGCAAUGAACAGGGUUUCUUACACUCACUGGAUGGAACUCACAAACAAUGGGCACAAAUUCAAAUACCAGACAUGAACUCAUAAACACCGGGCUGGAACUGGAAUUCAAGAUAAGAAUUCACAAAUUCAGGCCAUAGCCUCCCCUGAACUCCUUGAAAACUUUUACCAAACAUUGACAAUUAUCCAAAACUUGGGUAGGAAUCCUGUAACUGAAAUAUUCUGAGGGUCUCCCACUAUCUCCCAUGUCCAAGUGCCCUUUAUUGUAUCCCCAUUGCCGUUCAUCACCGUGGAUAUUGGGGAUAGUGAAACCCUAUUUGUGAGACCUAUCCUGAUGCUUAGCUGAGUAUUCCAUAUGACACAAGAAGCAGCCAUGCUUCAUACCAAUACAUCACACCAAUGAAGUGGAGAGCGUUAGAAAGUUUAGUGCUGUUUGGGAAAGCGUUUCCUCCAACCACUGUCUGUUCUGCUCAGACACUAGGUUUAGGUCUGGACGGUGGGGAUUUUUCAUUCAGUGAGUGAGUAGAACUGUCUGCCAAGGGUGUUAGACUAUCGUCAUUUCUCACUUGUGCAUCAUUGACUGGAGUUUGAAAAGGGAAAUGAGACAGCCGUUCUCUUUUUUUUGGUAGGAGAGAAACCUUUUUUUAAAACGACUUUUUCAAAUUUUUUGCAGAAUAUGGAGACUUUGUACAGAAGGCCACGAUUAGCAAUUGCAUGCUCUCGCACCUGUGACAAAUAGAAUUACUCUACUUCUGUUCACUGGAUGGGUCCCAUAGCGUGGUGAUGCGCCAGAGAUUUCGGGAAGUGGGCAGGUUUGAGUCCUGAUCUCAGAGUGCAGUCAGGCAAGGGUGAACUAGGCUGAGAACAUGCGAUUGGCCUUGGGUUUCCCUGAGCAGGGUGGGGGGGGGGGGGGGGGGUGGAGGACAGACUUCUGCCCGCCGAAGAGUGGUGUUGCACGCUGACCAUUUAGGCAGGGCCAUGUUCAGCUGUGUGGAAAUUGUCUCCACUCCUCUCCCCCUCAUCUCCUUCCCCGUCCAGCGCCACUAUCCAGUGCCACGAAACACGAGGACACAACAGAAGGUAGGCGUGGGGUCAGCUUACUGUGGGAGGCUUGUGAAAUGCAAGUCUGAGCUGACCUCCAAGAGGAGUGAGGGUGGCUAGUUUACUCCCCGAGUUGCUGGCAACGUGGGCACACUCUGCCAGUAGGAGUUGGCGUAUCCCUUCCUCUGGUGUAGGGAGUAAGGCCAACCUCUCUCUCAGAGCAAGCUUCCAGCCUUCAGGACCCGCUGCCUUCAUGGGGGCUUUAUUUGUACAUUUUUCUAACAACGCGCCCCCCCACCCCCCCCGUUCAAAGACGUGACUUUGGUUUGCUAGGGACCAUCCAAAUUUUUAUGAGUAUUUUAAAUGUGAAGAACGAAAAAGAUUUCUACCUGCAAACGCGGCAAGAAUAUUGGGACAUUGGGGUCUAGUAUGUGCAUGAAGGUACUUUGCAUGGUACAUUGCGAUGAUGCAGAUCAGUGGUGCAUGCUGAAGGUCAUUUUGGAGACUUUUUAAACUCUCUUCAAACCAUUGUCAGUGAAGAUUAAUUCCAGUGUAUUUUAUAAUGGAAGUACAGUCUUUAUCCCUCUAAUGGGCUAUGGAACUAAUUUUUAAGCUGGUCGCUGUGAACAUUUCUUUUCUCCCUGUGUGAUGUAAGUGACUGUUUUUAUCUGUUUUUUGCCAUAGUGUUUGUACAAUAUGUUGGUCACAUCUUAAAUAUUUGCAAUAAAAGCCCCAAUGUUUGGGAGAGAA
This is a messenger RNA of Hemiscyllium ocellatum (epaulette shark), 9966 nucleotides long. RefSeq names its product mitogen-activated protein kinase binding protein 1 (gene mapkbp1). Gene Ontology annotation, molecular function: protein binding. The transcript is spliced from 31 exons. Lineage: Eukaryota; Metazoa; Chordata; Chondrichthyes; Orectolobiformes; Hemiscylliidae. The record is from RefSeq and is a predicted model, not a curated record. The coding region runs from base 229 to 5448 and encodes 1739 amino acids.